This is a messenger RNA of Nothobranchius furzeri (turquoise killifish), 1459 nucleotides long. Its product is annotated as zinc finger protein 81. Lineage: Eukaryota; Metazoa; Chordata; Actinopteri; Cyprinodontiformes; Nothobranchiidae. Gene Ontology annotation, biological process: regulation of transcription by RNA polymerase II. Gene Ontology annotation, molecular function: RNA polymerase II cis-regulatory region sequence-specific DNA binding; DNA-binding transcription factor activity, RNA polymerase II-specific. The record is from RefSeq and is a predicted model, not a curated record.
UAUUACGCUUGUAGGUCAACGGUUCCGCCGGAAGGUUUCUGUCAUCGGACUUGGUUGGAUUUGUUUACUUUGUUUUGUUGUGAAUAGAUUUUUUCGAAGAAAGAUUCCGUUUGACGACUUUAUUACAGCCUUUGUCGUUGUUUUGACACUUAAAAUAUUUAUUCUUAAAUAUAUUUUCUGACAUCAAAGAUAUUAACCGUCUAAGCUCCGAGGGAGAGAACAAAAUAAAAAGGCAUGUCCGCGGAUCGGCAGACGUUUGCUCCGGCCUCUGCCGGCGCGGUGGAAGCCCCCAGAAGCCCGCUGUCAGAGACAGACACCUUUAGGGUGUUUCUGAACCAACGGCUCACGGCAGCUGUCGAAGAUAUCCUGAGUGUGUUCGGGGAAACGGUGGCCCGGUACCGGGAGCAGUUAGACUGUCAGCAGCGGGAGCUGGAGAGCCUGAGGUCCAGAGAGGUGGAGUGGAGCCGAUCUACAGAGCCGCUGCAGGACUCAUCCUGGACCAAAACGUUACCUGAACACCAGAACCCGGACGCCCCUCUGGUUCAGACUAGCAGUGAUCAUGCUGGUACCUCAGCCGAUCAGAUUAAAACAGAGGUUUGCAUAGAGGACUGCGAAGAGUCAAAAACGCAAGAUCACUUUGACUCAGCCGUUGAUCCAGAAACAGCCAGAGAUGAGCAAAUCCGCUCUGAGGAUUCUGACACAGAUGAAAGCGAAGGAAGCUGGAGAGAUGCUGCAAAUUUCUGGAAGUCAGAUGAGACCAAAGAUCAAAGCUCAGGUGCAGAGUUAAAGAUGGGCAGUGGUUUCUCUCAGGAGGACAGACAAGUUCUUCCUGAUUUCAGCUGCAAAGUGUGUGGAGAUUCUUUCAACAAGAUGAGUAUUUUGCUCACGCACGCUUCAUCCCACCUGAGAGACUGCAGCGUAUGUGGAAAGCAGCUCGACUCCACAAGGAGCCUGAAGCUCCACCUGAAAGUUCACAGGGAGACAUCGUUCCACUGCAGUAUCUGCGGCCAGAGCUUCACUCUGCGUGGGAAUCUCAGGAUUCACAUGAGGAUCCAUUCAGGCGAGCGGCCGUUCAGCUGCACCUUUUGUGGCAAGAGCUUCGGGAGGAGGGCGACGCUGGUGCGGCACGUCCGCAGCCACAUGGGCGAGAAGCCGUUCACCUGCAUGUACUGUGGCCACAGCUUUACAGAAAAGGGCAACCUGACUGUCCACUUACGGAUUCACACGGGUGAGAGGCCUUACAGCUGCUCUCUGUGCAGCCGCAGGUUCAGCCAGCUAUCCAGCUUCUACAAACACCCGUGUCAGAGGAAAGGCCUUUUGUGUGUCGCCAUCAGUAACAGCGGCAAUGCAUGAGGCUGCAGAAUGAAGCUCUCUUCAAUAAAAAAUUACAUUUUGCCUUCAUAAUAUUUUAUAAAGACGUGGCAUUUUUUAAAUCGAAUAAUAAAUGAUAAAUAAUUUA